AUGGAGUCAGGUGGCGGCAUGUGGUGCAGGCCUAAAGUGCUCACAUCCUUGAUUACAACUGAAUGCUUAAUUUGUAAGGCCGGAAAUGAAGACUUAUACCAUAUGUUUGUGGAUUGUCCUAUGAAGCGAUCUUUUUGGAUUGAUGCUUUGGCGCAUUUCCAUUACCCAUCCAAAAAUCCAUAUGGCAAGCCCUUAUCUCUCUCAAGUCCCUCGAUAAUCGACCAUUAUCCGGAUCAGUUUUAUGCCGUCUCGGUGCUAUUCUGGCAGUCCUACGGCGCUGUCACUGGCGAUGUGUUAAGCUACGCAGAUGAUCUCGAGGUGUUUUUGACAUCACCCAAUGAAUGGCCGCUGCUUAUGGAUCUUCUGCGACUCUAUCAUCAAGCUUCUAAUGCCAAAGUCAAUUUGACAAAGACGGUGGUCAUGCCUCUAUCUGGUGAGCCACAGCAAGACUGGAUCACAUUAGCGGAAGGGGGGCUCUUUCGCGUUUAUUUACGUUACACAAGAGCAAAACAUUGA
Lichtheimia ornata is the source of this 516-nucleotide messenger RNA. RefSeq lists its product as uncharacterized. The transcript has a single exon. Lineage: Eukaryota; Fungi; Mucoromycota; Mucoromycetes; Mucorales; Lichtheimiaceae. The record is from RefSeq and is a predicted model, not a curated record. The coding region runs from base 1 to 516 and encodes 171 amino acids.